This is a messenger RNA of Kickxella alabastrina, 1212 nucleotides long. Its product is annotated as rab-GTPase-TBC domain-containing protein. NCBI's taxonomy places the organism in Eukaryota, Fungi, Kickxellomycota, Kickxellomycetes, Kickxellales, Kickxellaceae. The transcript has 2 exons. Gene Ontology annotation, molecular function: GTPase activator activity. The record is from RefSeq and is a predicted model, not a curated record. Gene Ontology annotation, biological process: activation of GTPase activity. Bases 1 to 1212 code for a protein of 403 amino acids.
AUGCGCCGUAGAGCAGCCAACAUCCGGGCAACUACACACCGCGACACACCCGCGGCAUUCCCCUCGCUAAGCAGUGGCCAUGGGUUUAGCGCGCCGCAUUGGGGCGAGUGGACAGAAUGGACAGAGCCAAUUUCCGCAGGCCAAAACAGACGCAGUGCAAGCUGCUACGAGCCGCGCGGGUUCGGCAAACGGCGCUCCCACUACUUUGACGCCGACGCCGACGUUGACUUUGGCUUUGGCGUCGAUGGGGCGCACCAGGGUGUGGGCCGGACACUGUCGAUGGGCGAGAUCCACGCGCUGACGGCUUCCGAGCCUCCGAUGCACUGCAACAUGGCCAGGCUGACGCCCGCGGGCAAUGCUGCUGCUGCCGCCACCGCUGCGGUGCCGCCGCGGCAGUUUCUGCGGCAGCUGGGAGUUGGCGGCGCGGAGUCUCCCGCGGACUGCGCUGUGCCGCACAGUGACGAUGGAUGCGGCGAGCACCACGUGCCGGAAGGCCCGCAGCACAGCGGCUCUUUGCUGAUGCCCGCCGAGGCGGCCGUGGCGACAUUCCAGCCCAGCGGGGCCGCCAAAGCCGGCGAGCCCAGCGAGGCCGUCAAAGCUAGCGAGGCCAGAGAGGCCAUCGACCUGGACGUGCGGCGCAGCAGCGCGGAGCUGGAGGCGCCGCUGCGCCACGUGCUGUACGGCUACGUCGCGGGCAACCCGCACGUGGGCUACUGCCAGGGCAUGGACCGCGUUGCGCGCGGGCUGCUGCAGGCCGGGCUGCCUGCGGCCGAGGCGCUCGAGGCGUUCCGGUACCUUGUCGACAGCGUGCUGCCGCCGGGGCUUUUUGCUGCGCCGCUGGUGCGCGUGCAGGAGGACCAGCGCGCGCUCGAGUGGCUGGUGGCCAGGCGGCUGCCGCGCGUGCACAGGCAUCUGGCGCGCGUGGCCGGCGGGCCCGUGCACCUGGGCGCGUUCACGGUGGCGUGGAUGAUGACGCUGCUGGUCGAUGUUCUGCCCCAGCCCGCGUGGCUGCGCGUGUGGGACUGCCUGUUCGUCGGCGACGGCGGGUACGGCGUGGUGGUGCGCGCGUGCCUGGCGGUGGUCGAGGCGCUGCAGCCGCAGCUUGUGGAGUGCGCGCAUGCCGUGGACGCCUGUGUGCGGCUGCAGGGCGCCCGCGAGUGGAUGGAGGGCGCUGAUCCCGAGGCCUUUUUCGCUUGCUUGGCCCGGAAAUAG